UAUUACAUCAGCAGAGAUUAUCUUUCACAGCGAGCCAGUUUGGAGGGACAUCGACGUUGACGAGCAAUGCGGUACUACGAACCACGGUAUCCAGAGGUAGACGAGCUUGUAAUGGUGCAAGUGCGCCAAAUAGCAGAGAUGGGUGCAUACGUCAAACUGCUCGAGUAUGAUAAUAUCGAGGGAAUGAUCCUUCUUUCCGAAUUGUCACGGAGGCGCAUUCGAAGUAUACAGAAACUCAUUCGAGUCGGCAGGAAUGAGGUCGUCGUCGUCCUUCGUGUCGAUCGCGAGAAAGGCUAUAUCGAUCUGUCCAAGCGGCGGGUCUCUCCAGAAGAUAUCGUCAAAUGCGACGAGCGCUACACAAAAUCAAAGACAGUCGCUAGUAUUAUGCGGCACGUCGCUUCAAAACUGCCUGCCCCAGCGGCAGAAGAGGGUGUAGAUGCGGCGUCAAGUGAAGAAGCAGCCCUCGAAAAACUAUACGAAGAAAUCGCAUGGCCACUCGGCCGAACGUAUGGACACCCGUACGACGCGUUUAAGCUGAUGCUCAGCGAUGCGCAAGCUAUACUCGCUACUCUACCUGCACGACCAAGCGAGGAUAUCGUCCAAGUCUUGCUUGCAACCAUCGCACGUCGCUUGACCCCCCAGCCGAUCAAGUUGCGUGCGGACAUAGAACUGACUUGCUAUACGCCAGCGGGCAUCGAUGCGAUCAAACGUGCACUGCGCAAAGGAGAAUCACAAAGUACGGAAGCCGUACCCAUCAAAGCGAAGCUCGUCGCGCCACCGUUGUACGUUCUUAGUACGAAUGCAACUGACAAGUACGCGGCAGUAGACAGACUGGAGCGCGCAAUUGAAUCUAUACAGGCUUCCAUCGAGUCACAGGGUGGAGGCUUGAUCGUCAAAAUGAAGGCCAAAGCGGUGUCUGAAACUGAAGAGCAAGACCUUGCACAGCUGAUGGCUAAAGCUGGACGAGAAAAUGCCGAAGUAUCCGGCGAUGAGGACGAUGAGGAGGGAGUAUAGGAGGAUGUUCUUAAUGCAUCACUAUUUCCACAUUGACACGUAAAUGACUCUGGAGUACUCUGCCUCCCUUUGACACACCACAUUCGCAACUAUGAAUUCACUGCACCUGGGGGUUCCGCUCUCCAUGUUCGCUCAGCCCAGUUUCCACCUAGAUGUUGGUUUAUGCCAACCAUUUUGCAUAGUAUCAUAUCGCAUUAACAUACAGGAGGUGAAAGUGUGUGAAUCUAGUAAACAUAUCCGAGGAGUUUUCCACCGACGUUUUUGCGGCGGGCCUCCUCGUGAUCCAUGAUACCAGACGAUGUUGUC
Pisolithus orientalis is the source of this 1320-nucleotide messenger RNA. RefSeq names its product eukaryotic translation initiation factor 2 subunit alpha. Gene Ontology annotation, cellular component: eukaryotic translation initiation factor 2 complex; eukaryotic translation initiation factor 2B complex; multi-eIF complex. NCBI's taxonomy places the organism in Eukaryota, Fungi, Basidiomycota, Agaricomycetes, Boletales, Pisolithaceae. The coding region runs from base 67 to 1014 and encodes 315 amino acids. The transcript has 6 exons. The record is from RefSeq and is a predicted model, not a curated record. Gene Ontology annotation, molecular function: ribosome binding; RNA binding; translation initiation factor activity.